This is a messenger RNA of Plectropomus leopardus (leopard coralgrouper), 457 nucleotides long. NCBI's taxonomy places the organism in Eukaryota, Metazoa, Chordata, Actinopteri, Perciformes, Serranidae. The record is from RefSeq and is a predicted model, not a curated record.
UUUGAUCAGUCCACAGAACUUCUCCUCCUAUUGGUCAGCCGCAGACGUCACCAAUUGCACCGACAUCGACGCCAUUGAGGUGUCAGCAGAGAAUGCAGCAGAGGUGGCGGUGCAGCUUGCCGCCAUCACCAACAACGAGCUAUCCAACGAGGAGGUGUCUAAAGUCGUGACAAAGGUGAAGCAGCUGGUCAACGUGGCGAAGAUCAACAGAACGCUGGCCUUCACCGUCGUCACCAUCAUCUCCAACGUCAUGACCAGCUCUGAGACGGCGCUCGCCGCCAACUCCGAGAAGGCUCUGAAGACCGUCGACAAGCUGGUUCAGAAAAUCGAGUUCGACAGUGCGUCCAUCAGCAUCACCUCCAGACACCUGGCGCUGGGCAUCUCCGCCCUCAACACCACCAUGUUCAACGGGACCUCCUUCAGCGCCUUCAUCGCUCCAAACUCCACCGACCCACAG